Paramecium octaurelia is the source of this 1050-nucleotide messenger RNA. Lineage: Eukaryota; Ciliophora; Oligohymenophorea; Peniculida; Parameciidae. The record is from the annotation of a GenBank genome assembly.
AUGGAUCAAGAUAUAAAUCCAUAGGAAUAGUUGGAAAAUACACACUUGACUUAAGUUGAAGAAAUUAUUGAAGGGAGUAGUAUAAAUUACUAAUUAAUUUCAAAAUAAAAACAGAGAAAAUGGGGAGGAGCAUUAGCAUUUAACAAUAAGGGGAACUUAUUAGCAGCUGCUUCGAAACAUGACGUAAAAAUAUGGGAGUUCAAGAAUGGUUAUGUUACGAAUCCAUAAUUUUUAAAAGGGAAAUCGCUAGUCAAAAUAAUUAAAUUUGGAAUAUAAUCAAAUUUUCUUGUUGCUGGUGGAAGUGAUGAAUCAAUGUUGGUUUGGGAAUUGCAGAAAAAUACUUGGAAAUUUACCACCUAAUUGGUUGGACAUAAAGGGAGGGUGAGUGCUAUCAUAAUAAGUAAGAAAGAUGAUUCAAUUAUAUCAUCAAGUGAAGAUGGAACAAUCAAGAUUUGGGUGGCUUAGGGUCAAAAUAGUGGUUGGAAAUGUUAAGAGACACUGAGAUCUAUGACUGGGGAAAUUUAUAGUAUUGUUGAGAAUUCUACAUCGGACAUAUUAGCUUCAUGCUCUGAAAAUAAAACAAUAACAUUUUGGAGAUAGUAAAGAACAUCCACAAAAUUUGAAGUUCAAUGGAAAAAAUUUCAGAAUAUUAGGAAUGAAGAUUAUGGAACUAAAAUCUGCUUUAUUGAUCAUGAUAAGUUAACAUGGUAACCUACUAGUGAUGGGUAGCUAUAUUUAUUUUAAAUGAAUCCACGAAAUUUACUUUUUGAAUUGAAGAAUAAAUUAAUAUUAGGACAAGGAAAUUAUGACUUUCAUUAUUUUUAAUCAAUUUACUCAAAUAUAUCUCGCUUGCUUAUUGUUCGACAUAAGUAUAGAAUGUAUUUCUUAAAAAUGGAUGACACUUAAGAGUUUAAGAUAUAAUAGAUUAUCCAAUUUAGUACUAAUUGGAAUUUUGCAGCUUUGAGUUCAGAUGAAUAAUAUUUUAUUACUUGGGACUUUUAGAAUUAAGAAUUUUAAGUUAGAUAAAGGAAUGAUUUAAUUCAUGUUUGA